Messenger RNA from Pyrgilauda ruficollis (rufous-necked snowfinch), 1728 nucleotides. Its product is annotated as magnesium transporter NIPA2-like. Gene Ontology annotation, cellular component: membrane. The coding region runs from base 44 to 1096 and encodes 350 amino acids. Gene Ontology annotation, biological process: magnesium ion transport. The transcript has 5 exons. NCBI's taxonomy places the organism in Eukaryota, Metazoa, Chordata, Aves, Passeriformes, Passeridae. Gene Ontology annotation, molecular function: magnesium ion transmembrane transporter activity. The record is from RefSeq and is a predicted model, not a curated record.
CCCUGCCCGUUCCGGCCCCCCCCGCCGGCAGGUGCCCGUGGCCAUGGGGGCCGGGUUCGGUGCGGGGCUGGGGCUGGCCCUGGCCUCCAGCGCCUUCAUCGGUGGCAGCUUCGUCCUGAAGAAGAAGGGGCUGCUCCGGCUGUGCGGCCGCGCCCGGGCAGGGCAAGGAGGGCACGCAUACCUGCGAGAGUGGCUUUGGUGGGCCGGGCUGCUGUGCAUGGGAGUUGGAGAAGCUGCAAAUUUCGCUGCCUAUGCCUUUGCCCCUGCAACGCUGGUAACUCCACUGGGUGCUCUGAGUGUCCUUGUUAGUGCAGUUCUGUCUUCCAUCUUCCUGAAUGAGCAGCUGAAUGUUCACGGGAAGAUUGGCUGCAUCCUGAGUAUGCUGGGCUCCACUGUGAUGGUGAUCCAUGCUCCACAGGAAGAAGAGGUUUCCAGCCUGGAGUCAAUGGCAGAGAAGCUGAAAGAUCCAGGAUUCAUUGUAUUUGCUGUGUGUGUCCUGGUGAGCUCUCUUCUGCUCAUCUUUGUGGCUGGACCCCGUUAUGGACAGAGCAACGUCCUGGUUUAUGUUUUGGUCUGCUCUGCCAUUGGCUCACUGUCUGUAUCCUGUGUCAAAGGCCUGGGGAUUGCCCUGAAAGAACUGUUCUCUGGGAAGCCAGUCCUGAAGGAACCCCUGGGCUGGGUGCUCCUGGUGUGCCUGGUGAUCUGCAUCAGCAUCCAGAUCAACUACCUGAACAAAGCCCUGGACAUUUUCAACACCUCUGUGGUCACACCCAUUUACUACGUGCUGUUCACCACGGCAGUCAUGACGUGCUCUGCCAUCCUCUUCAAGGAGUGGCAGCACAUGGUGCUGGACAACAUCAUCGGCUCCAUCAGCGGCUUCCUCACCAUCGUGUCCGGCAUCUUCCUCCUGCACGCCUUCAGGGACAUGCCCUUCACCCCCAGCCUCCUGCCCCUCUUCCUGCAGCCAGCCAGGGCAGAGCCACACCCGCCCUGGAGCAGUGCAGACAGACAUCAGUCCUGUCAGCACCAGCCUCUGCUGCCCUCGGAGGAAAAGGGCUCUCAGAGUGCAGAGGAGGAGGAGGAGGAGGAGAAGUGAAAGCAGGUGAGGAAGCAUCUGAACUGCUGGCUUCCAGCUCCCACUGCCAAGGCUGAACGUGCUGCAGGAGUUAGCCUCUGCCUGCCCCAGGCACCACCACGCUGACAGGAGGCUGGCAGGGCCAGCAGCCUCCUGUGGCUACAGACAGGAGCCCUGGGAACUGCCCAGUUCCUGGCAUCCUGUGCCUCUUCACUCUUACGUAAAGAAUUAAUCUGCCCUCGUCAGGGCAGAGAGGCCUGCAGCACUAACACAGUGCUAACCCUGACUCCAUGGCAGAUCACACAUCUGGGGAGGCUCACACUGUUUUUUUUAACCCCAGAAUUAACAGUUACAGAACGAUCUAACAUGGUGCUAUGGCUGCACAGAGAGAAGAUGGAUGUCUGGCUUUAAAGGUGACAUUCAGAGAGUAUUAAUGCAAAAAUUCCUCUGUCAAGUACUUGAUUUUGCUCACUCUGCUAGAAUUUAUUUACAGAUUCACAUCCAAAAACAGAAUACAGCCCAAACUGGGAAACUUCAGUGGUGCUGCCACAUGCUGCUGUGGCUCUUAGAGAGGGACAACCUCUUUGUGCAAUGUCUGCAACGCAGGUUGAUGAAGCUUCCUGUGUGCUAUUAAAGACUGAUCUGUUCAGUUA